Messenger RNA from Chelmon rostratus (copperband butterflyfish), 447 nucleotides. It is a transcript of the gene ucn1, whose product is annotated as urotensin 1. Gene Ontology annotation, cellular component: extracellular region. The transcript has a single exon. The record is from RefSeq and is a predicted model, not a curated record. NCBI's taxonomy places the organism in Eukaryota, Metazoa, Chordata, Actinopteri, Chaetodontiformes, Chaetodontidae. Bases 1 to 447 code for a protein of 148 amino acids. Gene Ontology annotation, molecular function: hormone activity.
AUGAAGCCAGUCCCCCUGCUCCUGCUCCUCUGCUCGGUCCUCCUCUCAUCGCACCUCCGCCCCGCCGCCGGCAGACCGCGCAUCCCUCCCGGCUGGCUGGAUGGCAGCGGCCGCCUCCAGACGCAGCAACUGAACGAGGUGCUUCUGAGAGCGGCCGCCGCCGGGGACAGCACCGCCUCGGAUCUGCUGGGCGACAACAUCCUGAGGUUCCUCCAAAGCAGGAACCCGGACCCCCUGCGGCUGCUCCCACCUGAGGAGGAGAGCCAGGAGGAGGAGGAGGAGGCGGUGAGGACGGCGGCGCAGCUGCUGAAGCGGAGCGAAGAGCCGCCGCUGUCCAUCGACCUGACCUUCCACCUGCUGAGGAAUAUGAUCCAGAUGGCCAAGAUGGAGAGCCAGAGGGAGCAGGCUCAGCUCAACCGCAAAGUCCUCGACGAGGUCGGGAAGUAA